Malus domestica (apple) is the source of this 2025-nucleotide messenger RNA. Its product is annotated as acyl-coenzyme A oxidase 3, peroxisomal-like. Gene Ontology annotation, molecular function: acyl-CoA oxidase activity; FAD binding; fatty acid binding. Gene Ontology annotation, biological process: fatty acid beta-oxidation using acyl-CoA oxidase; lipid homeostasis. Gene Ontology annotation, cellular component: peroxisome. Lineage: Eukaryota; Viridiplantae; Streptophyta; Magnoliopsida; Rosales; Rosaceae. The record is from RefSeq and is marked provisional.
AUGGAUCGCGUGACGUGGCGAACUCGAGUCCUCUCGAAUCAUCUCAACCAACCCUCAUGGAGCUCGAACCCUCUUUCCCCCAACCCCUGCCUCGGCUUUUCUCCUCCCGAGCUCUCGGAGCCCUUCGAAUUCGACACCAAGGAGAUGCGCAAGCUCCUCGACGCGCACAAUCUUGAGGACCGGGACUGGCUCUUCGGCCUCAUGAAGCAGAGCAAGCUCUUUAAUCCGAGAGAGGCUGGGGGCCGGGUGUUUAUCGCGCCGGACUACAACCAAAGCAUGGAGCAGCAGCGGCAGAUGACCAUGAAGCGAAUUGUCUACUUGCUGGAUCGCGGGGUUUUCAAAGGCUGGCUUACGGAUAAAGGGGUCGACGCCGAGUUGCGAAAGUUUGCGUUUUUCGAGGUUAUCGGGAUUUUUGAUCAUUCCCUUGCUGUCAAGCUUGGUGUCCAUUUCUUUUUGUGGGGCGGUGCCAUUCAGUUUUUCGGCACAAAGCGCCAUCACGACAAGUGGCUGAGUGACACUGAGAACUAUGCAAUCAAGGGUUGCUUUGCAAUGUCUGAGUUGGGCCAUGGCAGUAAUGUUCGAGGGAUUGAAACAGUCACCACUUAUGAUUCGAGUACUGGAGAAUUUGUUAUUAAUACUCCUUGCGAAUCAGCUCAGAAGUAUUGGAUUGGAGGAGCAGCUAAUCAUGCCACACACACAAUAGUCUUUUCACAACUCAGUAUAUCCGGGAACAACCAAGGCGUCCAUGCUCUUAUAGCCCAGAUCAGGGAUGAAAAUGGUAAUGUCUGUCCAGGAGUUCGUAUUGCUGAUUGUGGUCACAAAAUUGGCUUAAAUGGUGUUGAUAAUGGUCGAAUAUGGUUUGACAACAUUCGAAUUCCGAGGGAAAAUUUGUUAAAUUCAGUAGCUGAUGUUUCUCCAGAUGGGAAAUAUCUGAGUGCAAUAAAAGACCCAGAUCAGAGAUUUGCAGCAUUCAUGGCUCCAUUGACAUCUGGUCGUGUAACUAUAGCAGUCAGUUCCAUUUACUCAUCACAGAUUAGUUUAGCAAUAGCCAUAAGGUACUCAUUGACAAGGCGGGCCUUUUCUGUUACGCCAAAUGGGCCUGAAGUCCUAUUGCUUGACUACCCCAGUCAUCAACAGCGGCUUUUGCCUCUUCUUGCAAAGACAUAUGCUAUGACUUUUGCUUCAAAUUACUUAAAGAUGAUUUAUGUUAAGAGGACGCCUGAGUCGAGCAAAACCAUCCAUGUUGUUUCUAGUGCAUUUAAGGCUAUACAUACCUGGCAUAACAUGCGGACUCUUCAGGAAUGCCGCGAAGCCUGUGGAGGGCAAGGUAUCAAGACUGAAAACCGUGUUGGUCAUUUUAAAGGUGAAUUUGAUGUGCAGUCCACUUUUGAGGGGGACAACAAUGUUUUGAUGCAACAGGUCAGCAAAGCACUGCUUGCCGAGUAUAUAGCAACUCAGAAGAGAGGCAAACCAUUUAAAGCUUUGGGACUAGAGCAUAUGAAUAAACCUUGCCCUGUCAUUCCAUCUCAACUUACAAGUUCUACCCUCCAGUGUAGCCAAUUCCAGAUGGAUGCUUUCUGCUUAAGAGAGCGAGAUCUGUUGAAUAGAUUUGCUAUGGAAGUGUCACAACGUCAAAAACAGGGAGAAAGCAAAGAGUACUCGAUCAUUCUUAGUUAUCAGCUUGCAGGGGACCUGGGCAGAGCUUUUGCAGAUCGAUCAAUAUUGCAAACCUUCAUAGAUGCUGAGGCGGCACUACCUGCUGGUUCAUUAAAGAAUGUCUUAGCUCUGUUGAGGUCUAUGUACGCAUUGAUUUGCUUGGAAGAAGAUGCGGCAUUCCUCCGAUAUGGGUACUUAUCGACCAAUAAUGUCGCUGCUGUGAGGAAAGAAGUAAGCAGACUGUGUGGUGAAUUGCGGCCGCAUGCACUGGCCUUGGUGAGUUCCUUCGGCAUCCCCGAUGCUUUUCUGAGUCCCAUAGCUUUUAACUGGAUCGAUUCAAAUUCGUGGUCUUCAGUUGAGCAGCACUAG